Athalia rosae (coleseed sawfly) is the source of this 880-nucleotide messenger RNA. RefSeq names its product acyl-coenzyme A thioesterase 13-like. Bases 133 to 552 code for a protein of 139 amino acids. Gene Ontology annotation, molecular function: fatty acyl-CoA hydrolase activity. The transcript is spliced from 3 exons. Lineage: Eukaryota; Metazoa; Arthropoda; Insecta; Hymenoptera; Athaliidae. The record is from RefSeq and is a predicted model, not a curated record.
GAGCAACGAAUUCAAGGCAGUGAUUCGGAGUUACGCCAAAACCAAAUGUCAUCACCGUCACGCACCUCAGUCACGCACGCACUCGAUUAAAGGCAGUUCAACCGCGGGCACGUGGGUGAUUUGUAAUUCAAAAUGUCACGCGGAGUUGCAAUAAUCAAACAAGUGAUGGACUCUUUGGCUAGCGCCAAAGGUUUCAGUCGAUGUAUGAAAAACGUGACCGUGGUCUCUGCUGGAGACGGUAAAUGCAGGGUGGAAUUCCCCGUGGAAGAGGGUCAUUUGAAUGGUUUUGGAACCCUGCACGGAGGUUUUACGGCGACUAUAGUCGAUAACGUUUCUACGUACGCCCUGAUGACUGCCGGAAACGGUGCUCCAGGAGUUUCGGUUGAUUUACACGUCUCAUAUCUGAAGGCAGCAAAUCCUGGAGAAGUGAUCGUAGUGGAUGCGAAGACCUGCAAGGCUGGCAAGACGUUGGCUUUUCUCGAAGUUGAGCUGACGAAAAAGGAGACCGGGGAAUUGGUUGCACGAGGACAACACACAAAGUUUGUCAAGUAACGGUUUCACCGGUUCACGACAGGUAGUACCUCGACGGUUGAUCACGUACUGUAACUGCUGUUACGGCGAGCAUUGGAUGCAAGAUUCCAGGAGUCGCACCUCGUCUCCGACGGUGUGAAUUCUCAACGAGAAACGUGAUUUCAAUCGAUCAAGUUUUGGAUAGAAGUUCUUUAAUUUAUUUAUGUACAUACGUUGCGAAGAGGCUAUAAAAAGAGGUAUCUCUACAGACGCAGCUCGUCACUGUUACCUCGAGGCAGUUGGGAAUGGUGGAUUCUAGUGAAAAGUGAGACGAACGUUUCGAACGUUGACGAAGAACAGAUGUCAGUUA